AACGUUUGUGAAAACGGCAGCCGUAUAGGUGAUACCUAGCGGUGGCGGUGUGCCCUAGGUGCACCCCACAGUAACAUGCUCGGGAGUUACGUCGUAGGCGUUCGCGCCUCACCAGGGCCCCGCCGCGAUCAGGCAAAACGCCUGUCAGCUUACUACCCACGAAAGCAACAACGAGAGCAAUUCAAGCCGGCUCUUCUUGUUCCCCAACCAUCAGUAUUACUGUUGCGAUCCUCGCAGCCAUCGAGCAAAGCAAAAUUGACUCAGCAGAAGCAGAAUCUUGCUGGAACAGCCGUCGUAAAGUUUCUUCCGCCUUUCGUUCGUGUCACAACAGCAGCCGCCGUCUGAAGAGAGUUCAGCAAUAACGAGACUGUGUUUAUUAUCAUCGAUAUUGAUUUGUAUUGUAUGAAUUUUCUCCGCGGGCUGCCUCUUUCCGUUAGUGUUCGCAAACGACGCGCUCGUCACCGACGUCGCAUGGCGACAGACCGUCCUCUUGCCAUUAUUCGCUGCCUGUGCAUCUAAUCAACGGGAUACUGCAGUCCGAAUAUUGACGACGACAACAACAACAGCAAAGAGAGGCUGUCGUCCAUAUAGGCCCUUAACAAGAAUAUAACGGAUCUUCAGCACCUGUUCUUGCUGUUUAUUUGGAUCAGCUGUGCUGUGCGUAUAUUGUGUGUGAAAGCUGCAGCCACUAUAGCUGGUGCAGCCUUGCUGAUACGUCCCCGUAACAGCAGCUGAACGUCGUAUGGACACGCGCAUACUCAGUGGACGUCGAGAAGGCUACAAUUGGAAAUACACAAAAACAAGCUAGAAACACAUCGACCAGCAACCUUUUUUCAGUCGUAUCAAUUUCUCCUAAGGAUUUUUCUGGUUUUAUGUUACAUUAGUUUGAUCUACGCGUCGCCAUCUCAGUAGGGCCUCACGCUGGUAACAGCCGAAUGCCAACGUUGCAUUCGCGUUCGACUUACGACGUAAUUUCGUCCAUUCGCUGCGUCCAGGCCGUCUACGUAAUGGAUGCGCAGCAAGCCACUCUAUUCAACAACAAAAUACGACGAAGCGUGUCACCUACCGGCGGAAACAAAGCAUUAGAACUAAGCGGUAACAGAGAGUUGUCUUUACCCCCUGCGGAGUGCGCCUACACACGGCUUUAAGAUGUUAUACAUUUUCAGUGUCGAACAAGGAACCAUGCUCACUUUUGAGAUGGACUACGCUUGUCAGAGCGUGGACAACUUGAAAAGUGCCAUCGACCUGACGCAGAACGUACCCAAAGAGAAACAGGUCUUGCUUAUUUCCGGUGGCGAAUGCCUGAACAACUCGCGAACGGUAGCCUCGUACGGGGCCGGCACCGAUACUAACCCAAUAUUUUUGUUCAACAAGACGCUGUACGCGGACCUACAGUUGCCCAGUUCACCGGAAGUUGGUCGACAUCAGUUCAAUAACCCUCAUUAUGAGCGACAAGAAGCGCUUACAUUGCAGAAGUUACAAUCGCAUUGUGCGCUUGAACCCACCAUGGUUACGAUCAGGAAACGAACGCAAUUUGCUCAAGAACUCUAUGAACUAUCAGUUCAGGAGGCUAAGCUGUGUCGGCAAAAGGUGCACGAACAGCAUCUCCAGCAGCAGGCGUGGUCAGCGGUAAUUGCCAACCUUGAGGACGCAGGCGUAGCGUUCGAAAAGCGGUCGCGUAGAUUUUUGCUCCUUUUCGAAACGUUUGUGGCGCGCAAUGCCGAAUUUCAAAUGAUUCAAGACAAUUUCCCCGAGGAUUGUAUGUUACUCGCCAGGCUCCCGCUACUGACUAAGCUGACCCAAACAUCACAACAUCAGGAAAUGAACGAUUUGAACCUGUCUUCGACUGACGGACUGCCGGCCACUCUUCUGGACUACGUUAUUCGAUCAAACCCAGAAAACAGUUUGGAGGAUUUGGCCGAACAGUGUCGUAAAGGGCUGACGCAGUUGACUCCGGAGGUGCUUGAAGAGAUGCGGAAAAUGAUCAAGGAAAUCCUUGAUAAGACCAGCCAGCCGAAUUUCAAACAUAUUAAGGGUCUGGAAGAUCGUCUGAGCGGACUCGAGGAGCUGAUGCGGAAGGCCGACGACCUGGUCAUUAGGCAAGAGCCAAAUUGUCAGAGUUUCUUGCUGAUGCAGGCAAAUGCUGCCAAGCUGAAAGACAGUGAGCGUUCGCUAAUGAUUCCUGAUUUAUGUAGCACUCAACCCGAGAUCCUGCAAAAGAUGCAUCUAAAUUAUACGAUGCUCAAGGACAUUACGCGUCGUUGUUCAGUGGCCAAGAACGAACUGUCAGAAAAUCUAAAGUACCGCUUGGCAUACAUUACCCAGGUAGAAGGGAGCAUCGGUGAUAUAUCGACUAAGCUUAAAGUCUACGAAAAGCGGAUUGAAACCUUCUCCCGGAUCCUUAACAAAAUGGAGCAGAUUCAUAGCGCACCGCAAAUUUAUGCAAGAUCUGUUGCCGAGGUGGUUCGGCGAAAGCGCUUCUCAUCCCUCUAUCUCAAGUGGGCCGGAGGGUUAUCCGCGCAUUGUAAAGAGGUCUACAGAAACGAGCUGGCUCAAAGGAGGGCGUACAAGGAGCAAACGCGGAGUCACUUCUUGCGAAAGCUCUUCCCAGGCCUCGAUGAUGUUCCGCCCCCGUACGCCACGUCGACCCCGGAGAUUUUCGAUGAUCGCUUACCACCUGUCGAACUCGUUGACGUCGAACAGCUCAAGCGCGCCAUGCCGGCAGAUCUUGCCGGCUUACUUGAGAGCAGCACCUCGGUACCUUCGCUAUCGCUGAUGGACAUUGACAACGUCAGCCACUCGGCCUCAGAUAUCUCGUCGAAGAAGACAGUCGAAUCAGACGCUGUAUCCCAUCAGGAGGUACGAGUUUACGAUAUGGUUACGGCCUCAAGCCCUGCUGAUCCCGGAUACGUCACCGACAACAGUAACAAUGUUCUAAUGGAGCUCAGCGUAGAAAAGGUGGGUACCGGCAGCGAAGCUGCCUCUGCUCAAGAACAGAAGAUAUGCGUCGAUGUACUGCACUGUGAAGAGAUGCGGGAAAAAGUUCGCGGUUGCGUGAACGACCUUCGUGUCACUGUUGGCGCUUUCGUGGAUGACACGACUAUGCUUGCGCAGGAUUUACGGCGUUGGACAGGAGAACUGGCUGAGGAUGCAACCAAAGUAGCGACGACCGUUGCUGCCAUAGUUCAGGGAGGCCAAGACAAAGAGAAAUCUCUUGAGAGACAGCUUGAAAUUGAGCUUCACAAGCUUAAGGAUGCUCAAGCUGAGAUCGAACUCUACUACGAUCAGCUCCGCCAGAUGAAGGAGCUUGUGGACCACUCCAAACAAGAAAUAGAGAUUCAGAAAGCUGAUUACGACUCGCGGCUAACCAAGUUGCAGAUGGAGCACGAGCUCGAGCUAGAGAAUGUUGAGGCACGAUACAAACAGGAACUUACGCAACUUAAUGCUCGGAUAACCGAGAUACAGGAACAGAAUGAGCGGCUGAUCGUCGCUCAGGAAGAUCAUGCCACGCAGUUAGCGAACGUCGUAAUCGACCACGAGGGGCGUUUGGCGCGACUUCACGAAGAAUUCACUGCUCGCGAACUUGCCGUCCGCGAGGACCUUGAGCGCCACCACAAGAACGAGCUUGAGUCGCUUCGGUGUCGGUAUAAACUGACGACGAGCGUUAUGUCGACGUCUUCGAGCACCAUUGGCAGUGACGUGGUCAGCAGCCUGAGUUCACCACAAGGCGGAGUGACUGGCCCAUUGUUACUGCCAGCCGGAAUUUCACAUAGCCAAGAGAUCGAAAAUCGUUGGAGACUCCGCGAAAUGGAACUUGAGGAAAGAAUCCGUCAACUCGAGCGAAUGCUUCAAGACAGAAACAAUGAUUCCCCUUCUCCGGCAGUGGUAGCCGGGGUCAUGGACACCAGCUGUACGUCGGCGAUGAGCAGUCUGCAGAUGAUGGUCGACUCCCAGUAUCGCGUCAUGGCCGAAAGCGCUGUCGGAACUUUAGCAGGGCCCGGAAUCGGCGGCGGAACGUCAACGGCGAUGGUUGAAUCGACAGUCGUUCGGCUCCAGCCGUCCCACACCAACAACAAUAAUCCGGCAACAGCGAUGGAACUAAUCGAGCAGCUUCGUGCGAAAGAGGCCGAAAUCCAACGGAUACAGAUGCGUCUAGUUUCCAGCUGCGGAACGGGAUCGUUGCCAUCAUUGAGCAGCGACCGAGUAUCGAUUCUCAGCUGCGUCCACGGAGACGUCGUUCUACUUGCGUAUGACGACAAUCAUGAAAAUUAUGUCAUCUUUAUGCUCGGUCCGCUGUUGCAUUUCCUACACAGGGACUCGCUCGAGGAGCUUCGGCUGAGUACGGAUCGGGAGAGAUCUACGAAACGCUGGAUCAUUGGCGAGGUCGUCGACAAAGAGUACUGCGAGGCCAGGAGGGCGGUGAACCGGUAUAGGCUAGCUGUUGGUACGCGCUUCUUCCGUGUCAAGGUUCGGCCGUGGGAUCGUCAGGGAGCCAUGCGUCGAGAACAGGAGCGUCGCCAAGUUCUCAAGGCGGCGGCAACGGCAACGACAGGGGCGGCUACGCUGUCAGUCCCGCUCGGCAACAACAGUGAAAACGCUGGUGCUAACGUAGCGUCAGCCGUGGCUCUGGCAACAACACUGAGUUUAAACGCUGCUACAACCACAACAGUAACCGCUGGAGUGGGAGGACCCUCAGACGGACCAAAUUUGCCGGCUAGCGCCGCUUCACCCGUUGCCUCGCCAGCUACUUCAAUUUAAUCUAAUUGAACCGAGUCAAUAAUUCUGACGCUAACGAUAAUAAGAGCAAGCGCAUUUACAACAACGAGCAAUUAGAAUAACGACAAAUGGAGCGCCCCGUUAACGACUCAUUAAGCGAAGGAAGGUACAAGGCAACGAUGUAGAUCGGACAGCCACAAUGAUAGAGAACUUAAGCGUAAAAAUUAACAGCAACAAAGGCAAAAACAAUAAUAACACCUAUGACGAGAGGAACAGUGGCGUUGUUAGCAUUUGUAAGGGUUACAAAAAGGCGAUCUAGAGAAGAGGAUCGGUUUAGCCACUGCUAGUAACAGCGACUAAUGCAAUGAUGGGUUCGUCUUUUUGUUAGAUUCGAUAACGACAGUUGAGGGGAUGUAAAGUCAGGAUUUAAAAGGCGCACUCAGAUUAGAUAUAUAUAUAUAUAUAUAUAUAGAGGUUAAUUCCAAAUUUUACAGGAACAAACGACAGGGACUUGCUUUUUAAAAUUGAUACAAGGCUUAUUUGAACAUCAUAAUGACAAUGGGACUCCACUGAGGGCCGAUCAUGCGUGCGCAGUGGGUGAAGAAUCGAUACCCGGUGGCAAAAAAUUGGCUAUUCAUCACGAUGAUAACAUACGUUGUGCAUGAAUGUAUGAGUUCGUAUGUUUGUGGCUUUGAGUAAGUAGCUCGUUUCGGCUAGACGGAACGGCCGAAUCACGGUGCCGGUACCUUCUAAUCAAAUUUUAUUACAUCUAGUAUCUUCGAAACACCAUUUCUUUCUGCCAUAAAUGAUCGUAACGAUCACGGGUUAUCUUCCAAAGAUCAGUUUUACACUGAGUCAUCUGUCCAUACGCCGCUCCUAUGCUAAAAAGUAUCCACUGGGUGCUAUUCAUUUAUUAUAAUGUUUAGGGAAGCAUAGACAGCUAUGAACGGUAUCGCAGUCAAGCUAGAUAACAAGAAAGCUUUGGUGGAAAAUAUGGUUGAUGACCGAGGCAACAGGUAACGAGGAGUAACGAAUCGUUUGCGGAUCUUUUCUAAUAGAUAGAAAUAGAUCGAACGACUGCGAAUGAAUUUAGCACUAACUAAACAUUUUAAUAGUAGUCUUACAGUAAUUACGGUAAUACAGAAUGAAUCGACGAUGGCAAAUCGUUGUUUCAACGAGCUGGUCUCGGCAGAUGAAGAAUCGGAUUUAUGUGCAGGUUAGGGUGGUAACGCCAUAUAGCGAUACAUACGGAACCAUUAAAAAUCUGUAAGAAUGGAUGAAGCUGAUAUAAACGUUAAGCGUGGCUGAGCAUUCAGUAAGAUCUUGAAUGACAAAAUCUACUUCAGCAGAUCCUGAUGUAAUGAAACGAAGAAGGCCAAUCCUGUAAAGGCAUAGGCAACUGCAGGCAGGUAUUAAGACAGCAAAGGACAGGCCAGUGGUAAUGGUCAUGCGAAAAUGACCAUUUGAAAAUUUUACACGGAUACGAACCUCGGGAUCGCGGCAAAGGAAUAAAAUGCAACAUGUUUCAAGUUGACAAUAGAAAUACUGAUUAUAAUUCUUUAUAUCCACAUAUAUGAGCGUUCAUAUAAUAUAACAGAACAUACAUACAUAUAUAUUAUAGCUACACGAUCUACGUUUCGAUACCUGUUUCUGCCUCUGCCGUUUGAUUCUGUGAAUGAAUUCCGCUAUUGUCGUCAUUUUCGCCGUUAGACAAAAGGCAAGACGAUACAAUAUCUUUCAAACUGAUAUAAAUACAGCCGUUGUUGUUGACCCGAAUAUGAUUGGCAAUUACGGUUAUGGCUGUAGCGAUCAUUAACGACAUCUAUUAUUGUUAUUUCACGGUCCCUUCGCAAAAUUCGCUUCUGCCUAUAUCGAUGCCCUUUUUAUCUGGGGUGGGAAGAGAUCAAAAUCUAUCCGUUGGGUGACUGCCAGCAAGCAAGAACAGACGUACGAAUGGGCGAGUUCACGAGGCAAGAGCUGAGUGCAUGUGAAAUAAGCGAUGAUAUAUAAGCGAAAAGAUAAUAAAUAAUGAGUUUCAGCGAAGAAACUAGUCUAUGUACGUGUGCCCGGUUUUACAGCACUGAAAUUUUCCUAUCGGGUGUCUUCACAUCUACUUGCGCACCUUCUAUUUUUGUCUAUACGCUCACAACGAAAAAGAACAGGAGUCGAAGGUGGAUAACAGUAACAAUAAUGAUGAUAAUGAUAGUAACAAUAGGUGUGUAGAGGAUUGACUGAAAGGACCAUUGAAAAAGCAAUCUUAAUGUACAUAGAAGAUAAUAGAUAGGGGCUGUACGUGUACGACGGGUUCAGUAUGAAAGGAUUCGUAUGCUACCAUAUUCUACAAGAGAGCUAAGUGUAAAAAGAACAAUAUUGAUAGUAGUAAUAAUAUAAACAGUAGCGUAUAUACAUAUAAUAAUCAGCGGUUUGUCAUAAUUCAUCGAUUACCGGUGGCUGGCUAACAGACAUGUUAGGUAUACGCUAACACGAAGAGAAGAUCCAUAAUGAUCUUAAAAAUGGCGUGUCGUUUCUAGACACUGAGAUUUGCGACAACAAUAGAACUACGUCGUUCGUAGGAGUUAGUAGCAUAAAGCUCUAAUAGUUGAUAAUGGAUGCGGUGAGGACAAGUAGAAGAAGAACGACAGAGACUUUUCACAGAUCUGUGCGCGAUCGAGGAGUCGACAAAAUGGUGGGACUCAUGCGCGACUGUAUGAGGACCAGGCAUAACGACGAGGAAAACAAAUAGCCGAUAGGUAACACCGCGUCGAUGGUGAUGACGUUGGUGAUUCUAACGAUAAUUAGGUGAUAGCACUAGAAUCCGGACGACGAUGAGAAAAUAGUUAACAAAGUGCAACUCUGCGACGUAACGUUUCAUCGGACGACGUAACGACGGAUUAUGCGCUGUGGCACAAGUGAUUCCGAUGAUUCAUAGAACUUCGAACGAUAACUUCAACCGCAAGAAGAAUGGAAUCACGAUGGAGGGUCGUACGAGCAUAUAACGAACAUGAACACGCAGACUAUUUAUGAUAAUUACUAUUUACUAACUGUACGAGGCGAUGAACGAGUCACAAUACGAAACAAAAUUAUAGCUUGACAUUUUGCGAGCUUCUCGUCCCCUCACUGACUAUAUCUACGUCCCUAAAUUCUCAGAAUGCGAUUUGCCUCUCUUUCAAUCAAGCAACUCAUGCUGUUAUGACGGCUGCCGCUGUUCCGCGACCGUAUUCAUUGGCAAUAUCGAUAGCACGCAAUAGAAGGCGUGUGGAAACCACAUGCAGUAACAACAAAUCAAGCGGAAUGAUUAGGCGAACAACAAGCCGCCGCCGCCGCCGCCGCCGCCGCCGCCGCCGCCGCCGCCGUAGCAACAAUGACAGUGGCAGGUACGAGUGACCAUUAAACGAUGAUGCCAUGAUAUAUAUAUAUAAUGAUGUUAUAAUUAUGGUAAAGUAAUAAUUAGUAAUUGUGUAUCCAUGCAAGAGAACUGAGAUGAAAAAGAAGAGAGCUGAAGCUAUUGAAUUAAGGUUCACUUUAGCCAUCUUUUGAUAGAUGACGAACUGUAAAAAGCUGCUGGAACGCUGAUGGGAUUCUAAAGCAAUGGCGGUUUUGGGGAGACGUUUAAUCGAAGAACUAACUGACAGACUCACACAAUAUAUAUAUAUAUAUAUAUAUAUAUAUAUGUAAUACUGACGGGAGAGAUGUCGGUAAUCGUCAAGAUGGAAACAAAGUGGAUGUAUAUGAAACAAUAGCUACUACGAUAGGCAAAUAACGAAGUGAUGCCAAUAUUAUUAAUUAUGAAAAACAUAGUUAGUGAUCACGUCGGCGAUAACGGUUACGUGUCAAGUGGUGAUCGAUGUAGUACAGCGCGAGACAGAAGGAGUAAAAAAAA
Varroa destructor (honeybee mite) is the source of this 8596-nucleotide messenger RNA. RefSeq lists its product as uncharacterized. Gene Ontology annotation, molecular function: molecular adaptor activity; protein kinase binding. Gene Ontology annotation, biological process: piecemeal microautophagy of the nucleus; autophagosome assembly; autophagy of mitochondrion. The record is from RefSeq and is a predicted model, not a curated record. Gene Ontology annotation, cellular component: Atg1/ULK1 kinase complex; phagophore assembly site membrane. NCBI's taxonomy places the organism in Eukaryota, Metazoa, Arthropoda, Arachnida, Mesostigmata, Varroidae.